Molecule: messenger RNA, 3340 nt
Organism: Ictalurus furcatus (blue catfish)
Lineage: Eukaryota; Metazoa; Chordata; Actinopteri; Siluriformes; Ictaluridae
Product: NACHT, LRR and PYD domains-containing protein 12-like
Exons: 9
Coding region: 52-2823 (923 amino acids)
Molecular function (GO): protein binding
Source: RefSeq, a predicted model, not a curated record
AGUGAGACCCAGAUAGGGAGAUCAGACUCACCAGGACCCAGCUGUGUGUCUAUGAAGAGUGAAGAGUCUAUGGAUUUUCCACUAAUGUUUAAAGAGAAGAGAGAAUCCUCACAUGGACACGGUGUGCUUCAGCGAGCAGGAAACAAGACAGAACAAAAUAUCUUAAUCAAAGAUACAGGGUGGAAAUCUAUAAUUACUGAACCUCAUCUUCAGGAGAGAUGCAAAUUAAAUCUGCUAAAGAAGUUUCAGCAUGUAAAUGAGGUGAUAACAAACCAGGGAAACCCAACACUUCUCAAUGAGAUCUACACAGAGCUCUACAUCACAGAAGGAGACAGUGGAAAAGUCAAUAAUGAACAUGAGGUGAGACAGAUCGAGGCAGCAUCCAGGAGAGCAACAACAGAGGAAACACCAAUCAAAUGCAAUGACAUCUUUAAGCCCUUAUCUGAAGAAGACAAACCCAUCAGGAGCGUUCUGACAAAGGGAGUUGCUGGCAUUGGAAAAACAGUCUCUGUGCAGAAAUUCAUUCUAGACUGGGCUGAAGGGAAAACAAAUCAGGAUGUUCAUCUCAUAUUUCCACUUCCUUUCAGAGAGCUCAAUUUGAUGAAGGAUCGAAACCUGAGUCUGAUGGAACUUCUUCAUUUCUUUUUUAAGGAGAUAAAAGAAACAAACAUUUCCAGCUUGGACAAAGUUCUGUUUAUUUUUGAUGGUUUGGAUGAGUGUCGUUUCCCUCUGGAUUUCCAGAACACAGUGAGGUUGUGUGAUGUAACUGAAUCAGCAUCAGUGCAUGUGCUGCUGAUAAACCUGAUCAAAGGGAAUCUGCUUCCCUCUGCUCUCAUCUGGAUCACCUCCCGACCAGCAGCAGCUGAUCAAAUCCCCUCUGAGUGUGUCCAUCGAGUCACAGAGGUACGAGGGUUCAAUGACCCACAGAAGGAGGAAUAUUUCAGGAAGAGGAUCAGUGAUCAGAGCCUGAGCAACAGAAUCAUCACACACCUGAAAUCAUUAAGAAGCCUCUACAUCAUGUGCCACAUCCCAGUCUUCUGCUGGAUUUCAGCAACUAUUCUAGAGAGAAUGUUGGGUGAAGCAGAGAGUGGAGAGAUCCCCAAGACUCUGACUCAAAUGUACACACACUUCCUCAUCAUUCAGACAAACGUCAUAAAGAAAAAGUACACAAAGAACAGAGAGACAAAUAAAAAAAUGAUUCUGAAACUGGGUAAACUGGCUUUUCAGCAGCUGAUGAAAGGCAACCUGAUCUUCUAUGAGGAAGACCUGAUGGAGUGUGGCAUUGAUGUGACAGAAGCAUCAGUGUAUUCAGGGGUGUGUACACAGAUCUUCAGAGAGGAGUUUGGGCUUCACCAGAGUAAAGUGUACUGCUUUGUUCAUCUGAGCAUUCAGGAACACCUCGCAGCUCUAUAUGUGCACCUGAAAUUCAUGAAUGAAAAGAGAAAUGUUUUUAAAAAGCCAUCCUUGCUGAUAUUUGUGCGAAAAGUUACGAUCUCAGAUGUCCACAAGAGUGCUGUAGAUCAGGCUUUACAGAGUGGAAAUGGACAUCUGGAUCUUUUCCUUCGCUUUCUUCUGGGUCUCUCACUGGAGUCCAAUCAGAUCCUCUUACAAACCAUAGUGAGACAGACAAUAAGUAGCUACCACAGUAACCAGGAAACAGUUCAUUACAUCAAGGAGAAGAUCAGAGAGAAUCCCUCAACAGAGAAAUCCAUCAAUCUGUUCCACUGUCUGUAUGAACUGGAUGAUCAUUCUCUAGUUGAGGAAAUCCAACACUACCUGCAAUCUGGAAAUUUACAACAAAGCGAACUUUCUUCUUCUCAGUGGUCAGCUGUGGUGUUUGUGUUACUGACAUCAAUGCAAGAACAGGAUGUGUUUGUGCUUGAUAAAUAUACCAACAAACACUGUACACCAGACGCGGUUCUUCUGAAGCUCCUGCCUGUGGUUGCAGCAUCCAGAAAAGCUCAGUUUAAUAAUUGUGGCCUAAAUGAGAAAAGUUUUGCAGCUUUAGCCUCAGUGCUCAGAUCGGAAUCCUCCAAUCUGAGAGAACUGGAUCUGUCUGAGAAUAAACUCACAGACUCAGGAGUGAAGCGUCUCUCUGCUGUACUGAAGAAUCCUCACUGUAAACUGGAGACACUGAGGUUGUGUGAUUGUGGUGUCUCAGAUAAAGGCUGUGCUGCUCUGACUUCAGCUCUGAGAUCAAACCCCUCACACCUGAGAAAACUGGAUCUGUCUAAGAAUAAACUCCGAGACUCAGGAGUGAAGCGUCUCUCUGCUGGACUGGAGAAUCCUCACUGUAAACUGGAGACACUGAGGUUGUGUUAUUGUGAUAUGUCAGACGAAGGCUGUGCUUCUCUGACUUCAGCUCUGAGAUCAAACCCCACACACCUGAGAGAACUGGAUCUGUCUGGGAAUAAUGUCAAAGACUCAGGAGUGAAGUGUCUCUCUGCUGUACUGGAGAAUCCUCACUGUAAACUGGAGACACUGAGAUUGCGUUAUUGUGAUUUCUCAGGUGAAGGCUGUGCUGCUCUGACUUCAGCUCUAAGAUCAAACCCCUCACACCUGAGAGAACUGGAUCUGUCUUGGAAUGAACUCAGAGACUCAGGAGUGAAGUGUCUCUCUGCUGGACUGGAGAAUCCUCACUGUAAACUGGAGACACUGAGGUUGUGUAGAUGUGGUAUCUCAGAUGAAGACUGUGCUGCUCUGACUUCAGCUCUGAGAUCAAACCCCUCACACCUGAGAGAACUGGAUCUGUCUGGGAAUUACCUCAGAGAAUCAGAAAUGAAGCAGCUCUUCAGUCUUAAACUACAGGACUUGAGGUUAUGAAGAAUUUUCAUCUGAUGCAGAUUCCAGAGAAGAUAUUUUUAAUGAAAUGUGUUCGACUCACAGCGGCAUUUCCUGAACAUUUAUUUUCUCACACUGAGAAAUAAUCUGAAUUAAAUGUAACACAUUUCCACAAAGUGUAGGUGCAGACAGUGUGUCUAAGAUCUAAAGAACCUGUGCUUGCUUGGUGUGAUUCUUCAUCAUCAUAGGACUUUACAGAAUGGUGUUACAGCACUACUAUCAGGAAUAAACACUUACUGAAGAUCAAUUCUUUAUUUUUAUUAUUACACAAUUCCACUGUUAUACCCUACAGAAUCCAGACAUCAUGGCAGAACACAGGUUCUGGUUAAGGUUCUAGUUGCUCUGGUCUACACUCCAGCCCAUGUCUUCCACCACCCCACCACUCUAUCACAUCAUCUGGUUGGAAGACUCUAAAAUCACCAUGGCUGAAGCCAUGACUAUUUCCUCAACAUGCUAUUGCUGCUCUGUGUUCUCUUUCCUGUAAAUACUGCUUUGUUUA